AUGGGUUUCAUUUGGGGCGCCCUCGUUUUCUGCCUUGCUCACAAGCUGUGCACCUGCGAAGACAUACUAUGCGACCGGCGGCCCCUCGGCACCACCACAGACCCGCUGCCUCCAGACAGCCGGUUCAAGAUCGAAAUCAUCGGCGUCACGGAUAAAUAUAUACCGACGAGACAAUACACAAUACGGCUAUCGGCGACCGACAACACGUCUACGUUCGUUGCUUUCACGAUAUGGGCCCGCGGCGAUAUAAAGCCACACGACAAGAACCCGCAGAAGACCGCGCAUCUGGACGAGGGGUUCGUCUUCCCGUCGCCGAACUCAGAGACGACGCCGAAUAAGAAGUGCAACAACUCCGUCGUGCAGACGGAUCUAACGCCCAAGACUUCGGUGGAGGCAUACUGGAAGGCGCCAAAGAAGGAGAACAAGUGCGUUACGAUAAACGCAGUGGUCGCGGUGAAGAGAGACGUCUGGUACAGACAGGACGGUCCCUUGUCUAAGAGGGUAUGUGAGGACCGACGGAAUGUUCUGGACAUGCAACCGACCAAGAACGACAACUGCGAAGCGACAGAGGACGCCCGAUAUCUGCUCACGUUCGAAGGUAUGUGGUCUUACAACACCCACUCCAAGAUGUAUCCGGAAUCUGAGGACCUCGCGCGGUUCAGCGACGUCGUAGGCGCCUCCCAUAACAGCAAGUUCAACGUAUUCAAAUACAAUUCGGAUGCCAGCGAGGGAUUAAAGAGGCUAGCAGAACAGGGCAACACCACGCAGCUCGAGAUUGAGAUUAUGAAACAGCUCGGCCGAAACGUGCGCACGAUCGUGAAGGCGGUGGCGCCGUUGAAGACCAACAUGCGGACCACGUCGAUGUUCCGCGUCACGCGCGACCACCACCUGGUGUCGCUGGUGACGGCCCUCAUCCCCUCGCCGGACUGGUUCCUCGGCGUGUCCAACAUGGAGCUGUGCGACGUCAGAACGGGCGCGUGGGCGGACAACCUGACGCUCAACCUCUACCCGAUGGACGCCGGCACUGACAGCGGCAAGAAGUUUGACUCGUCGAAUGACGAAACAAUGCCGCCGCAACCGAUUUCCACCGCCGUGAUCAAUCCGACGGUGCCUAAAGAGGAGGUACGGCCCUUUGCUCGGCUCCAGUUUGACCUUAUACGAACCUACCGGCGAACUUUCAACACCGAGCCCAGCAUCGAUGUCACCGAAACCGAAGUGGAGGACGCCGAAGAGGAGUCUGGCACCGCCACUGCCACCACUACCACUGAAAUAACCUCAGAAGAUUCUGCCGAGAAAUCUGAUCCCAAUUGUCCGAUGUCAGCUUGGGAUGAAUGGUUGGAAUGUGAAGGGGCUUGUGUGGACAAACAGAUUGAGGGCUACCAGAUCAGGUUCCGUCACCAUCUAGUAAACAACCAGCCGGUGGAUCUAUAUGGACCAAUGAGCAAACGUAUACCGAAAGAUUGCAUAGAUAAGUAUUCUGUGAACGAGCUUCGAGCCUGCACGGACAAUUGUGAUGAAGAGGAAAGCGAAGCGAAC
This is a messenger RNA of Iphiclides podalirius (scarce swallowtail), 1536 nucleotides long. The record is from the annotation of a GenBank genome assembly. NCBI's taxonomy places the organism in Eukaryota, Metazoa, Arthropoda, Insecta, Lepidoptera, Papilionidae.